Seriola dumerili (greater amberjack) is the source of this 3352-nucleotide messenger RNA. It is a transcript of the gene dna2, whose product is annotated as DNA replication helicase/nuclease 2. Gene Ontology annotation, molecular function: single-stranded DNA helicase activity; 5'-flap endonuclease activity. The coding region runs from base 22 to 3162 and encodes 1046 amino acids. Gene Ontology annotation, cellular component: cytoplasm. Gene Ontology annotation, biological process: replication fork reversal. Lineage: Eukaryota; Metazoa; Chordata; Actinopteri; Carangiformes; Carangidae. The transcript has 22 exons. The record is from RefSeq and is a predicted model, not a curated record.
GAGAGCUGGUUUGCAGAACAUAUGGAUGAUAAAGAACGUCGUGUCACAGAAGACAAAUUCAAAAACCCCCGCAAGGUACCAGACCAUGUGAUCCUUUCUGGAGGCGUUAACAACCGCUACUGGGUUUUGGAUGUGGAGGAGAGGCCUGGUCACAAAAUACUGACCAUCUCGUGCUUCAAAACUCUACAUCCAACGGAGACGUGUCUGCUGAGAGAUGGAUGGGAGAUGACGCCUGUUUGUCGUGGUGAUGUGGUGCAUCUGGAAGGCCACUCUGAUGGUGGGUCCUGGUUAGUGGACAGGGAGCAGGGCUUUCUGGUUUUACUGCCUGACAGCCUGAUCUCAGGUACCAGCAUCUCAAGCUCCAUUCGCUGUAUGAGGCGUGCAGUACUGGGUGAUAUGUUUAAGAGUUUUGACGGUGGCUCAAAGCAGAUGCUGAACGGCACCAUGGUCCAUGAAGUCUUUCAGAGAGCAGCUACAGCAAAAGAUUUUUCUUUGGAGACGCUGUCUAAGCUGGCUGACCAGGCACUGCACAGUCCUCAGUACCUGGGAGACAUGUACAGUUUGGGUGUAAGUCAGGAAGAGAUGAAGCAGGAACUGCAUGAUUAUCUGCCUUCACUGGAACAUUGGGCAAAGGAAUAUCUCAGCUCCCCAACGCAAAAAGCCAUCACUCUCAAAAUCCCUAGCAACAGCAGAGCUCCAAGCAGGGAUCAGGACUCUGCUGCUGUUGUCACGGUUACAGAGCUGGCAGAUAUAGAAGAGAACGUGUGGUCACCAAGAUUUGGUCUGAAAGGGAAAAUUGAUGUGACGGCACGGGUUCGAAUCCAACGACCCCGAAACGGCGGGCACAGAACCCCGGAGGAGAAGACUCUGCCCCUGGAGCUUAAAACUGGAAGAGAGUCAAACUCGAUAGAGCAUCGCAGUCAGGUGAUUCUGUACACUCUGAUGAGCAUGGAGAGAUACAACCCUGAGGCUGGCCUCCUGCUUUACCUCAAGACCGGUAACCUGCACCCUGUAGUGGCCAGCCACAUGGACCGCAGAGAGCUGCUGAAGCUGAGAAACACACUGGUUCAUCACAUUCACAACUGUGUGGAGAAAGAAGCGGGGCAGAGCCGCUUGUCUAGACUUCCUGACAUCCUGACAAACAGACAAACCUGCCAGUAUUGUCCUCAAAGGAGCAACUGUGCUUUAUAUGAGAGAGCGGUAGACAACAGCUCUCUAGACACCAGCGAGGAUGUUGUGCGUGACUUCCUGCAGCAGGAGACAGGUCAUCUAACUCCACCACAUCUGAGCUAUUUUUCCCACUGGCUGCUGCUCUGCUGCCUUGAAGCUGCAACUAUGGAGGCCAAGAAUGGCCGAAAGCGUGUGUGGCUUCAGACGGUUGAGGAGAGUGAGAAGAAAGGGAGCUGUGUGGGGAAUUUGCAGCUCAGUUGCCCAGUGAUCAUCCAGUCUGAGGGAGUUUUCCUCCAUCGCUUCCAGAGAAGUACUGUAGCACCACAGCAGGGUUUGGCUAACAGCGGUCUGGCCAGCAGGGAUCGCAUCGUUGUUAGCGACCAGGGAGGUCGUCUUGUUGGCUUGGCAACAGGAUACCUGUGUGAGGUCAGCAGGACAUCGAUCAGCUGCACUCUGGACAGAGACUUGUCAAAGUUCAGUGAUGUGUUGUUUCGACUGGAUGGUGAUGAAGGUGUGGUGGGCCUCAGUACUCAUCUCACCAAUCUCUCAAGACUCAUGGAAAACUGUCAAGACAGCGAUCGUCUGAGGGAGCUGGUUGUUGACCUUCGUCCUCCAGAGUUUAUUUCCAACCUCAGUUCUGUUCUUCCCAGAGAGGCCAAGGACACUGUGGCCAACAUCCUCAAAGGUCUCAACAAACCACAGAAGCAGGCCAUGAAGAAAGUGUUGUUAUCUAAAGACUACACACUGAUUGUUGGCAUGCCCGGCACAGGCAAAACCACAACCAUCUGCACUCUGGUUCGCAUCCUGCAUGCAUGUGGGUUCAGUGUGUUGCUGACCAGCUACACCCACUCUGCUGUUGACAACAUCCUGCUGAAGCUAAAGCGUUUCAGGGUCGGCUUUCUGCGUCUGGGGCAAGGGCAGAAGGUUCAUCCAGACAUCCUGCCUUACACAGAGGAAAGCGUCAGGAAGAAGGGCGUUCACACUCUCUCAGAAUUGGAGCAGCUUUAUAACAAAGAGCUGGUAGUGGGAACCACCUGCAUGGGCAUCAGGCAUCCCAUUUUCACACGUCGGCGGUUUGAUUUCUGCAUCGUAGAUGAGGCAUCGCAGAUCAGCCAGCCUAUCUGUCUGGGACCGCUGUUCUACGCCAAGAGAUUUGUCCUGGUUGGAGAUCACCAACAGCUGCCGCCAAUAGUGCAAAACCACGAAGCUAGGUCACGUGGAAUGGAUGAAAGUCUAUUUAAGCGACUAGAGCUCCAUUGUGAAGCAGUGGUCCAACUCAAUGUCCAGUACCGGAUGAACAGACAGAUAAUGUCUCUCAGUAACUCCCUGAUGUACGAGGGCCGGCUGGAGUGUGGAUCAGAGAGAACAGCCUCGGCCCUGCUCACCCUGCCUUUCCUGCUUUCUGUCCAGUCGGACCUUAGUUCCUCCUCUCAGGCUCAUCCCCAGCAUGACCUGGCGUGGAUACAGGCCACAUUGUCACCUAGCAACCCUGUUUGCUUCCUUGAUUGCUCAAUGGUACCAGCACUGGAGUCGGUGGAGCAGGGAGGCGUGAGCAAUCACACCGAGGCUGCUCUCAUUCACAAGUUGCUUUCACUGCUGAUAAAGGCAGGGUGUAAGCCCAGUGAUAUAGGUGUUAUCGCUCCCUACAGACAGCAGUUAAAGAGUAUCUCUGCUCUGCUGCAGUCCUCUGCUUUCAUCGGCGUGGAGGUGAACACAGUGGACAGAUACCAAGGACGGGACAAAAGUCUAAUUGUGCUUUCUUUUGUCAGGAGCACUGCAGAGGAAGGAAACUUAGGAGAGCUGUUGAAGGACUGGCGUAGACUGAAUGUAGCCAUUACCAGGGCGAAACAUAAGUUGCUGAUGGUGGGCUCUGCCAUGACGCUACGACGCUACGCACCUGUGGAGAAACUGCUCAACCAUCUCCAGCAGGAGAACAUGAUUAUCCAGCUCCCGCCAGCUGCCCACAAGGCCUUACCCAGCAUGCACCUGUGACAGAAGGCUGUGAAGCCAUAUUGGUCUCAGAUCAACUGCCUGUCUCACAGAAGAGCUGACGACGGCUGUGGGGAACUUCAGCAGAGCAGAAUUUGAGUACCAGUCUGUUAAAGUACUCCAUAAUCUGUCUGGAGGUUUAGCUGGAGAGAUAGGUGACACUGAUCAACAAACUAGCACCUGAACAACAACA